CCCCACUCCUGUGGCGGGCUCACAGGCUGAGAGAGGGGGCCCUCCUCACACCCCCACCACAGCAGGAGCUGAGCCGAGCUGAGGGCCCAGCCUUAGCUAGCCCUCUGCCGUUACCACUGCCGAGCAGGAAGUGGUGGGCCCCAGAUGUGACUCACUCUCAUUAGGUAGCCGGUGGAGGGAGCCUUCCCAUGUGUGAGGCUGGACGCCUUCGGAGCAAGGGUACCGAGGGCCCAGCCACCUUCCUGCAGGCACCGAGCUUGGCUGGGCGGCUUCAGUGCCCCAGAAGAGCCAGAUCUGAGGACCCGGAAGGUCCUGUCAGCCCAUCCCAGACACCCUGAAGACGCCAGUGACCAAGACUCAGUGGCUGGAGCCGGUGCUAUGUGCCCAUGGAGCCACAGGCUCUGGGUGCCUCUGCCCAGUCCUGACUGCUAGCCUCAGAGAGGUCAGAGGCCUGGGCCACAUUCAAGAGUGUCAGUAGACAGAUGUAUCUCAGGCCGUGGGGCUCCUAAGCAGGCUGCUGGACUAGGCCACUGGGGAAGAAGAUGCCAGCCAAGGGGCGUUACUUCCUAAAUGAGGGUGAUGAGGGCCCCAACCAGGCAAAGCUCUAUGAGAAGUACCGCCUCACCAGCCAGCAUGGGCCAUUGCUGCUCUUGCUCCUCCUGGUGGCUGUGGCCGUCUGCAUUGCGCUCAUCAGCAUCACCUUCAGUCAUGAGGAUCCCCCCAGGCACAGGGCUCUCCUGGGCACUGCGUUCUUCCUGCUGACGCUGUUUGUGGCUCUCUACGUGCUGGUCUAUGUUGAGUGCCUGGUGCGACGGUGGCUGCAGGCCUUGGCUCUGCUCACCUGGCUCUGCCUCAUGCUGCUCGGCUCCGUGCUUGUGUGGGACUCCUGGAAGAACGAAGCCUGUGCGUGGGAGCAGGUGCCUUUCUUCCUGUUCAUCGUCUUUGUGGUGUAUGCCUUGCUGCCCCUCAGCACGCGGGCAGCCAUCACAGUGGGGAUGGUCUCCACUGUCUCCCACCUCCUGGUGUUUGGAGCUGUGACCGGAACCUCCAAGACGUCCAUGUCUGGCGCACAGCUGGGACUGCAGCUUCUGGCCAACGCCAUUAUCCUCCUCGGUGGGAACUUCACGGGGGCCUUUCACAAGCACCAGCUGCAGGAUGCUUCCCGGGACCUCUUCAUCUACACCGUCAAGUGUAUCCAGAUCCGCCGGAAGCUGCGUGUGGAGAAGCGCCAGCAGGAGAACCUGCUGCUUUCGGUGCUGCCAGCUCAUAUAUCCAUGGGCAUGAAGCUGGCCAUCAUUGAGCGCCUCAAAGAGGGUGGUGACCGCCGCCACACGCCUGACAACAAUUUUCACAGCCUCUAUGUCAAGCGGCACCAGAAUGUCAGCAUCCUGUAUGCAGACAUCGUGGGCUUCACGCGGCUGGCCAGUGACUGCUCCCCCAAGGAGCUGGUGGUGGUGCUUAAUGAGCUGUUUGGGAAAUUCGACCAGAUUGCCAAGGCCAACGAGUGCAUGCGGAUCAAGAUCCUGGGUGACUGCUACUACUGCGUGUCGGGCCUGCCUGUGUCGCUGCCCACCCAUGCCCGCAACUGCGUGAAGAUGGGUCUGGACAUAUGUGAGGCCAUUAAGCAGGUGCGUGAGGCCACAGGAGUGGACAUCAGCAUGCGGGUGGGAAUCCACUCCGGCAAUGUGCUAUGUGGGGUCAUCGGGCUCCGCAAGUGGCAGUAUGAUGUGUGGUCCCAUGACGUGUCCCUGGCCAACAGGAUGGAGGCGGCUGGAGUCCCCGGCCGGGUGCACAUCACAGAGGCCACACUGAACCACCUGGACAAGGCGUACGAGGUGGAGGAUGGGAACGGGCAGCAGCGAGACCCCUAUCUGAAAGAGAUGAACAUCCGGACCUACCUGGUGAUAGACCCUCGGAGCCAGCAGCCACCCCCACCCAGCCAUCACCUCCCCAAGCCCAAGGGGGAUGCAACCCUGAAGAUGCGGGCUUCAGUGCGUGUGACCCGCUAUCUCGAGUCCUGGGGUGCAGCGCGACCUUUUGCACACCUCAACCACCGGGAGAGUGUGAGCAGCAGCGAGACCCCCAUUUCCAAUGGACGGAGGUCAAAGGCCACUUCACUGCGCCGACACCGUGCCCUUGCCAGGAGUGCCUCCCCCAAGGGGCGCUUGGAUGACGACUGUGAUGACGAGAUGCUCUCGGCCAUCGAGGGGCUCAGCUCCACCAGGCCCUGUUGUUCCAAGUCUGAUGACUUCCACACCUUUGGUCCCAUCUUCCUGGAGAAGGGCUUCGAGCGGGAGUACCGCCUGGUGCCCAUCCCCCGUGCUCGCUAUGACUUCGCCUGUGCCAGCCUUGUCUUUGUCUGCAUCCUGCUUGUCCAUCUUCUCGUGAUGCCCAGGAUGGCCACUCUGGGCGUGUCCUUUGGACUUGUGGCCUGCCUGCUGGGGCUGGUGCUAAGUCUCUGCUUCGCUACUGAGUUCUCGAGGUGCUUUCCAGCCCGAGGUACACUCCAGGCCAUCUCAGAGAGUGUGGAGACGCAGCCCCUGCUCAGGCUGUCCCUGGUUGUACUGACUGUUGGCAGCCUACUGACUGUUGCUAUCAUCAAUAUGCCACUGAUGCUUAACCCAGGCCCACAGCAGCCUGGAGGCAACGAGACAAGUCUGUUGGCUGCAAGAACUAGAGUUGGGACCCUGUGUGAGCUCCUCCCGUACUACACCUGCAGCUGCAUCCUGGGCUUCAUUUCGUGCUCCGUCUUCCUGCGGAUAAGCCUGGAACUGAAGGCCAUGCUGCUGACAGUGGCUUUGGUGGCUUACCUGCUGCUCUUCAACCUCUCCCCAUGCUGGCACAUCCCAGGCAACAGCACCGAAACCAACAGUACACAUAGGACACCUCCACUCCUGCUGGCUGCACAGGGCAUGCAGAACUACACCCUUGCUCCGGGGGCUCAGGUGACUGUCCCCUUCCCCAGCAGAUGCUUAGAGAAAGACUUGAAGAUCAUGAUCAACUUCUACCUGGUCCUGUUCUAUGCCACCCUCAUCUUGCUGUCUAGACAGAUUGACUAUUACUGCCGCUUGGACUGUCUGUGGAAGAAGAAGUUCAAGAAGGAACAUGAGGAGUUUGAAACAAUGGAGAAUGUGAACCGCCUCCUUCUAGAAAAUGUGCUGCCAGCGCAUGUGGCUGCCCACUUCAUUGGAGACAAGGCAGCUGAGGACUGGUACCAUCAGUCUUAUGACUGUGUCUGUGUCAUGUUUGCAUCCGUUCCGGACUUCAAAGUGUUCUACACUGAGUGUGAUGUCAACAAAGAAGGGUUGGAGUGCCUGCGCCUGUUGAACGAGAUCAUUGCUGAUUUUGACGAGCUGCUGCUGAAGCCCAAGUUCAGUGCUGUGGAGAAGAUCAAGACCAUUGGCAGCACCUACAUGGCUGCAGCAGGGCUCAGUGUCCCCUCAGGACAAGAGAACCAGGACCUAGAGCGGAAGCAUGUGCACAUCGGUGUCUUGGUGGAAUUCAGCAUGGCCCUGAUGAGCAAGCUGGACGGAAUCAACAGGCACUCCUUCAACUCCUUCCGCCUUCGAGUUGGUAUAAACCACGGGCCUGUGAUUGCUGGAGUGAUUGGAGCACGCAAGCCUCAGUAUGACAUCUGGGGAAACACAGUCAAUGUUGCCAGCCGAAUGGAGAGCACUGGAGAGCUUGGGAAAAUUCAGGUUACAGAAGAGACAUGCAUCAUCCUCCAGGGACUAGGAUAUUCCUGUGAGUGCCGAGGGCUGAUCAACGUCAAAGGCAAAGGAGAGCUGCGGACUUACUUUGUGUGUACAGACACUGCCAAGUUUCAAGGCCUGGGGCUGAACUGAGGUGUCUGGUAGUCUGUUUCCUUCCCCGAGGAAGCCAAGAAUGCAGCCCCAUGCCAGCUACAGAUGGCUGUGUGGCUUCUUUGGACUUGCACUACAGGAUGGAUGGCUCUGACACAUGCAUCAGAUUCUGUUUGAAGCAGCUACGUUGUCCAGAACCUCUGUGCUUCAGUCUGUGCAAUUCCUAGUUAGCUAGAUCACUGGUCUACUGUGGGCUGUACUUGUUCCCAGGAUGUUGGGGAAGAGACCUUAAUGCAUGACCAAGACUGACACCCACCCUGGUAGCCAGUGAACAGCAUAUACCUGGUGAAAAACUCCUGGUUCCAGGAGGCUCAGCCAGGCUGUCUAGCAUAGGUUCCCAUUAGUACCCACCACGGGAUGCUAAUCUCUCAUGCAGGCAUUCUGGCAAAUGGAGUUGAAAACAGUGGGUAUAUUGACAGGUAGUCUCAAACAGUAGAGACAAAUUUCCAACUAACAUGUCACUUUUUACCACCUCAUUUCUAUGCUUGAAAUGGACAUGUCAUUAAUGGAAGUUCUAUCUUUCCUACCAACUCUUAGAUGCUAGACAACAAAUUCCUUUCUAGUAUAUUUUCUCUUUUUAACCACUGACUACAUGUAAACAGGACUGUUGUUCAGUGUCAGUUCAUAGGAUUAUCUUGGCUGUAGGGUGGAGUUCUGAGAGAUGGGGCUCACACAAGGAGCAGCAAAACCUUGGAUCUGCAUCCAGCAUUUUUGGAAUAAGUCUUUUGGGACAAGGUUCAGGAAGCUGAAAGUCUAGAAAUGAGGUGUAAUGUUUCAAUUCGUCUGUCUGCACUUUAUUUAUUUUUUUAGAGACAGAGUCAGCCAAGGCUGGCCUCAAACUUUCAACUCUCCUGCCUCAGUUUCCUGAGUGCUUCAAAUAGAUGUGCACUACCAUGGCCAGCUUUUUUUUCUGUGGGAAAGCCUGUGUAGAGAGGGCUUAGACAACCUGUGUACCUCUUGCCCUUUCUCUAGUCUUCUGAGUUGACUGCAGAGCUGCAACUGUGAUCUACCUGGCAGGAACAUGUGCUGAGGUUCCUGGGCUGUGAAAUGGAACACCUCAACAAUUGCCAAUUUGCUCUCACUCACAUGAGUCAAGGCAAAUUCAGCUUUGUGUGAUGGCAUCUUAUUGUGCUUUAGCUCCAGACCACUCACACUGAGUGAUGACCAAACAUCCCACUCCUUCUUGGAAGUGACUUCACUGCCACAGAACUUCACUACAUCAUGGAACCUACUAAGCACAGAAAAUUGCACACAGGAGUCUACAAAUGAUAUAAGUGUUGUAGGCAGGGUCCCUGACCAGUCAGGUUUACCUGGGACUUCGGUUCAAGAUGAGUAGUCAGGGAUGCAGAGGAAGGGGACAGGACCUACCUACCGGAACUGUGUCCUGUGGAACUUUAUUAGCCCAGGGAAGAGGGGCUGAUUCUAGUCUGCACAAAGGAGCCUAGCAGUGGUCAGGGCUUCCCAGCAAGGCUCCCCUGAGGCACACAAUGCAGUUCACAGGGAGCAGGAAUGAGCCUCUCUGAAGUUGACACACUUCUACUCUUCCAACAUCCAAUAAUUUCCCCCUUCAACAGAAAUCCUAGCUUGAGUUUAAAAAUAACUGGCUACCGUUCACACAUCUUCAACUGAAGCACUGGGCCAGGAGUACUGUUAAGUUAGUACUGUUCAGGUCAUAGGAGCGUAACUGACAAACACUUGGGAGUUAUGCACAUUUUUUUUUGAAUUUCCAAGUAAUUUCUUCACAAGUGUCUUAUUUUAUCUUAGGAACUUCUUUUUUUAAACCCUUCUGUGGUUCAAGGAUUUAUUUCAGGAUCUCCACUAAAGUGGUCCUCACUAACUACAGAAAGUAAUAUCCUGUUCUGGCUUACUGAAGGACACUUCCCGACAAAAGAUGAUUAUUACUGUGUACUUUAUGGAUAACAGGUCAAUGCUUAGAGCAGAUGCAGGCAAAUAACUAUGGUGUGUUCUGUAUGUGUACUAUUUAUAGCUUUACUGUAACAUCUGUCUCAGUGUUGUUUCAUUUUCAGAAAUCAGUGCCUGGCUCUUUUAUAUGUUCAGUCAAUAACUAAAACCUGAAUGUCCUCCAAAAACAAAACAAAAACCAAAAACC
Myodes glareolus (Bank vole) is the source of this 5973-nucleotide messenger RNA. It is a transcript of the gene Adcy7, whose product is annotated as adenylate cyclase 7. Gene Ontology annotation, molecular function: adenylate cyclase activity. Gene Ontology annotation, cellular component: plasma membrane. The record is from RefSeq and is a predicted model, not a curated record. Gene Ontology annotation, biological process: adenylate cyclase-inhibiting G protein-coupled receptor signaling pathway; adenylate cyclase-activating G protein-coupled receptor signaling pathway; intracellular signal transduction. Lineage: Eukaryota; Metazoa; Chordata; Mammalia; Rodentia; Cricetidae.